Molecule: messenger RNA, 1749 nt
Organism: Cicer arietinum (chickpea)
Lineage: Eukaryota; Viridiplantae; Streptophyta; Magnoliopsida; Fabales; Fabaceae
Source: RefSeq, a predicted model, not a curated record
AUCUGCCUUAUGCUCGUGGUCACAUGCCCAGCUUCUGUGAGUGAUUGUGUGAAAGUGAAGAAAAACACACAACACAAGAAAGAAGCUGCAAACAAGUUAUGGCGUCCACGUUGGGCACUUCUUCAAUUGCGGUCUUGUCUUCACGACGUCGUUCUUCUCCUUCCAUUCAUUCUCUCUCCCUAACCAAAGGGCAAGUAUUUGGGCGCAAAUUUUGUGGUGGAAUUGAAUUUCACGGCGUUAAAGGAAGCUCUCAGUUUUCAAUUUUGUGUGUUGCCACUGAAAUUAACUCUACUGAACAGCAUAUUCAGGCUCAGAGGAUUGCUUCUAAAGAAAGCCAAAGGCCAGUGUAUCCGUUUUCUGCCAUAGUUGGACAAGAUGAGAUGAAGCUUUGCCUCCUCCUAAAUGUGAUUGAUCCGAAAAUUGGAGGUGUAAUGAUCAUGGGAGAUAGAGGAACAGGGAAAUCUACAACCGUUAGAUCAUUGGUCGAUUUGCUUCCCAAAAUCAAGGUUGUUUCCGGUGACCCAUAUAAUUCAGAUCCAGAAGAUCCAGAAUUCAUGGGUAUUGAAGUGAGAGAGCGUGUUUUAAAAGGAGAGCAACUUGAGGUUGUCUUUUCCAAAAUUAACAUGGUGGAUUUACCAUUGGGAGCAACAGAAGAUAGAGUUUGUGGAACAAUUGAUAUUGAAAAAGCCCUAACUGAGGGUGUGAAAGCAUUUGAACCUGGCCUACUGGCUAAAGCGAAUAGAGGAAUUCUAUAUGUGGAUGAAGUUAAUCUCUUGGACGAUCACUUAGUUGAUGUCUUAUUAGAUUCUGCAGCAUCAGGUUGGAAUACAGUGGAAAGAGAAGGUAUUUCUAUUGCACAUCCUGCUCGGUUCAUCCUAAUUGGUUCGGGAAAUCCUGAAGAAGGAGAACUCAGGCCGCAGUUGCUGGAUAGGUUUGGAAUGCAUGCUCAAGUGGGGACUGUGAGGGAUGCUGAGCUAAGGGUGAAGAUUGUGGAGGAGAGAGGUCGUUUCGACAAAAAUCCAAGGGAGUUUCGAGAUUCUUACAAAGCUGAGCAGGCAAAGCUCCAGCAACAAAUUACCGCAGCAAGGAGUUUUCUUUCUUCUGUUUCAAUGGAUCGUGAACUUAAGGUAAAAAUCUCCAAGGUUUGUGCAGAGUUGAAUGUGGAUGGAUUAAGAGGAGACAUCGUAACGAAUAGAGCUGCAAAAGCUCUUGCGGCCCUCAAGGGAAGAGACAAAGUAAGUGCAGAGGAUAUCGCUAUUGUCAUUCCUAACUGCUUGAGACACCGUCUUCGAAAGGAUCCAUUGGAGUCUAUAGACUCGGGUUUACUUGUCAUGGAGAAAUUUUAUGAGGUCUUCAGUUGAUCCUGUAUAACAUUGUGGGUCUGCUCCAGUGUUUAUCCAACAUAUUGCCAUGGUAUACAUUUCACCUUUUCAUUGGGAUUUCAUUGUGUUUGAACGUGAGCAAGAUUAUGAAAUUCCAUGCCUUUUAUGCUGACACCAUGUCAGGGUUUUGCUGUAGUUUGUUCAGUAUCUGUAGCCGGUCAGUGUAAGACAGGUACUUCAAAACCAAAAUGAAGAUUCGUGGGGAAAAACACGAGCUUGAGAGGCCUUAGAAAAGUACCAGACAAUCAACAGUAAACUUGGUUCACUCUUUAAUUUUGCAAAGGCAGUUUGCAUUUUGUUAAGUGUUAAUAUUGUCUUAAAGUAUUUUGAAUGAAAUUAUUUUUACACGCAUCUAAUUGGUUGUGCC